Molecule: messenger RNA, 2165 nt
Organism: Brienomyrus brachyistius
Lineage: Eukaryota; Metazoa; Chordata; Actinopteri; Osteoglossiformes; Mormyridae
Gene: amdhd2
Product: amidohydrolase domain containing 2
Exons: 12
Coding region: 474-1685 (403 amino acids)
Biological process (GO): N-acetylglucosamine catabolic process
Molecular function (GO): N-acetylglucosamine-6-phosphate deacetylase activity
Source: RefSeq, a predicted model, not a curated record
AUAAAGUCUGUAGAGUGUGCAAAAUACCCCAAUGCUUCUGAUGCCGCUAAUUUUAGGUUUGUAAUGGAUUAAUACAGAUUUGCCGUAAGAUUUCUAGCCUAAGUGUGCGAUUAUCCUCCCUAGUGGUAAUAAGAAGGUAUUCCGCUACUUCUUUUGUAUUGCGGAUGAAAAUUAUGGCAAUUGUUGUCGCUAGAUGGCGGGGUGUAUCCUGUAUUAUACAACACAUACCAGGUGUUUUUAAAAUCGAAAUGCUCAUAAGCGUUAUUUCUUAUUUUAGUACUUGUAUGACUUGUAAAUGUUUUUUGAGAGGUUUAUUAAAAGUUCGUGCACUGAGGGACCGCAGUAGGUUUUCCGGAAUGUGUCCUGUCAGCUGACAGCAGGACGCGUCACAUGACACAGAAGUUCAGUCGCAAAGCAAGUGCGGAAAGCAGCAGGACGCCGUUCUCCGUAUUUGUUGGUCCAACCUGGGAAGGAUGCCAUCUAACAAGUCUGUUUCUGAAGAGCCGAUCACACAGUUCGUUAACUGCAGAAUCCUGAGGGGCCACCAGCUGCAGAGGGAGGACCUGUGGGUUCGAGAAGGGAAAAUCCUAAAUCCAGAAAAGCUGUUCUUUGAUGAGGAAGGCUAUGCAGAUCACCAGGUGGACUGUGAGGGCAAAAUACUUGCCCCAGGUUUCAUUGAUGUUCAGAUCAAUGGUGGCUAUGGAGUUGAUUUCUCACAAGGAUGUGAUGUCCGUGGCGGCGUGGCCUUGUUGUCCAAGCGGCUCUUGGAGCAUGGUGUGACCUCCUUCUGCCCCACAGUGGUGACCUCCCCACCUCACAUCUAUCACAAGGUCCUCCCAGAGAUGGAAAUUCAUGAUGGAGGAGCUGAAGGAGCAGGGGUCUUGGGCGUUCAUCUGGAAGGCCCGUUCAUCAGCAGGGAGAAGCGGGGAGCCCACCCAGAGCACUGCUUACGCGGCUUCCAGCAGGGGAGUCUCUCAGACUUACUAGAGGUCUACGGCAGCCUGGACAAUGUGUCCAUAGUCACGCUGGCACCAGAGCUUCCGGGCAGCCUGACUGUAAUCCAAGAAUUGGUGAAGAGGGGGGUGACUGUGUCUCUGGGGCAUUCAGUGGCAGACCUGUCCCAGGCAGAACAGGCUGUCCAGCAGGGGGCAACCUUCAUCACGCACCUCUUCAAUGCCAUGCUUCCGUUUCAUCAUCGGGAUCCUGGCAUUGUGGGGCUCUUGACAAGUGAUCAACUUCCACCAGAUUGCACAGUUUUUUACGGGAUGAUUGCGGAUGGCAUUCACACGAAUCCUGCCGCCCUUCGAAUAGCCCAUCGUGCUCACCCUUCAGGCUUGGUGCUGGUGACAGAUGCCAUCACAGCCAUGGGGUUGCCCCCAGGACAUCACACCCUCGGCCAGCAGCACAUCCAGAUCGACGGGCUGCAUGCUUAUGUUGCAGGUACCAACAUCCUGUGUGGGAGCAUCGCCACCAUGGACAUGUGCGUCAGACACUUCCAACAGGCCUCUGGAUGCUCAGUGGAAGCUGCACUGGAGGCUGCCUCUCUACAUCCAGCCCAGCUGCUGGGGAUCAGUGAACAUAAAGGCACCCUGGACUAUGGCUCAGAUGCAGACUUUGUCCUACUGGAUGAUUCCUUGAAUGUGAAAGCUACCUACAUAGGUGGAGAAGAGGUUUGGCGGAAGUGAUGUCAUUUCCUGUUUCCCAUGAUGACCACAGCAGUUCUGCAGUGCAGCUGAAUGAGCUCAGCUUGUUGUGGUGCCGCUCCUCUCCGCAAAGCAGGACACAGGGAACAUGUCACACAGGACCCUCCACAGCCCACAGAACAGUGUCUUCAGAGAGGCAGCCACUGUAAAUCCUGAUACAGCUCCUCUUUAAAAGCACGCCUUUUUUAUCUGUGUUCCACUUUGGAUAUGUGUCCUGUUAGAUUUGAUUCCUGUUCUGCCCUGGUGAUGAGUGUUUUCACAUCAUGGUGUCUCCACACAGCCUUCACAAAAACUGGAAGAUAGUCUCUCUCUGGAUUAUCUGGAAUAGUUGCAUUUUGUAGCUAUACAUGAUUUUGUAGCUGUGCCUUAUAUUCUACAUGUGAAUAAUGUGCCACCAUAAAUUCUGUAAUUCAUUUAAAAUUUUUAGUAUUCAGACUAUAAUACAACCAAACAAAUAACUGA